Molecule: messenger RNA, 690 nt
Organism: Necator americanus (New World hookworm)
Lineage: Eukaryota; Metazoa; Nematoda; Chromadorea; Rhabditida; Ancylostomatidae
Exons: 7
Coding region: 1-690 (229 amino acids)
Biological process (GO): RNA polymerase II preinitiation complex assembly; transcription initiation at RNA polymerase II promoter
Cellular component (GO): transcription factor TFIID complex
Molecular function (GO): RNA polymerase II general transcription initiation factor activity
Source: RefSeq, a predicted model, not a curated record
AUGUCAGCGGGGUCAUCCCGAAUCCUCGCCAAGCGGGUUCCGCAAAAGAUCUGUGAGGUCACGGAAGAUGUACAAGACUGGGAAAAUCACCUUAUUCUACGAGUCCCAACCGAUGUGGCCGGCAGGGUGGAUGCAAUGCUUGCGGAGAGCCAGAACAAAGAGGUGGAUGAUUUAGCUAUACAGUUUACUUCAACGGAUAUGAGGCAUGCGAACGUCCGCCUCGGAACACACAUUAUGAGUGCUAAAAUCUAUGACCUACCAUGCAUUGUAGAAGUAGUGAAAACUCUUGAUAAAAAAACGACUUACAAAGUUGCUGAUUUGUCUCAAAUUGUGGUAUGCAGUCAUGAUCUAUCAGUAGCACCUGCUGAGUCUCAAGUGAAACCUGGCAGUAAAAAGGAGAUGAAGCAGUGGCAGUAUCCUCACGGGUUGACUCCACCCAUGAAAAGUGUGAGACAACGACGGUUCCGUAAGACAAAGAAAAAGAAAUAUAUGGAGGCCCCAGAAGUCGAAAGAGAACUUAAACGUUUACUCCGUGCAGACCUCGAGGCAGAUUCGUUCCGUUGGGAAAUCGUUCCAGCCGAUGAGAAACGCAAGGACUCUGCGUCAGUAUCGGAACAAACGUUGUUCGGCGACAAGGUUAGCAGCAGUGAUGACGAAGAGGCUAUUCCUCAAGUGGAGAAGGAUGAUUGA